AUGUCAGUGGGAAAAACAUCUAUAUGUGAAUAUUAUAAAACAAAAAAUUUUGUAAAAAAUCGUCCUAAUACUAUAGGAGUAACAUAUUUUGAAUUUGAUAUAAAAUUAGAAAAUAAUUAAAAUAUUCAUUUAGAUAUUUGGGAUACUGCAGGUUAAGAAGUUUAUUAAUCACUUUUAAAGUUAUAUUAUUAAGAUGCCAAUAUUGUUUUUUUAGUUUUUGAUUUAUUUAAAUUUUAUAUAACAGAACAAAUUAUUGCCAUGGGUUAUUUAGUCUAUAACUAUGAAAAACAUAUAGAAAUUCAAUAUCAUUGGUUAAGUAAAGAUUCUAAAAAUGUUGCUGCUAUUCAUUGUAAAGCUGGAAAGGGUAGAACUGGAGUUAUGAUAUGUUGCUAUUUAAUGUAUAGUAAAUAUUUUAAUACGGCUUAUGAUGCUUUAAGAUAUUAUGGGAUAAUGAGAACUAAGAAUAAUAAGGAACCUUUCUUUACUAUUAAUAAUAAAUCUUCUGAAUAUAAUUCAUUAGACUAUAAAUUGCUUGGACCAGUUGGCAAAGGUGCAGCUAGUUUUGUUAUUAAAGUCUAAUCUCAUAAAACACAAUAAAAAUUUGCAAUAAAAGUAAUUGAUAAAAAAGACAAAAAUUACAAAGCAGCACAAUAAAGAUUAAAAAAUGAAAUAGAAGUACAUUUUGAAUUAAAUCAUAAUAAUAUUGUAAAACUGAUUAAAAAUUUUGAAGAUAAAGAUAAUCAUUAUUUAAUGUUGGAAUAUUGUGAAAGAGGAGAUUUAUAUUAAUAUUUAAAGCAUAAAAAAGUUUUAGAUGAGUAAGAAGCUAAACAAAUAUCCUAUGAAUUAGCUCAAGGACUUAAAUAUUUACAUCAUAACUAAAUAAUACAUAGAGAUUUAAAAUUAGGAAAUAUUUUACUUACGAGUGAAAACGCAGUAAAGAUUUGUGAUUUUGGACUUGCAGCGAAAUUAAAUGGUAAUCAGUAAGAAAAAAAUACAAUUUGUGGUACUCCAAACUAUAUUUCUCCAGAGAUUAUUAAUAGAUAACCUUAUGGAAUGAAGAUUGAUUGUUGGUCUUUUGGAUGCAUAUUAUAUGCUUUAGUUACUGGAGGACCACCUUUUGAAGGAGAAAAUGUUUUAAGUACUUUAAGAAAUGUUACUUCUUAAAGCAAAUUAAAUUUUCCAAAUAAUAUAUCUAAGGAAUUAAAAGAUUUGUUAUAAAAUAUUAUUAAUUGGAAUUAAGAUUAAAGAUAUAAUAUUGAUUAAAUAUUGAUGCAUGAGUUUUAUGAUGAGAUAAGAGAAAAAGAGAAAAACAGCCCAAAUGAUGAAUAAUUAACUUUUUUUAAUAGUAUUAGAAGUGUGAAAUAAGAUAAAAGUAUA
Molecule: messenger RNA, 1377 nt
Organism: Ichthyophthirius multifiliis
Lineage: Eukaryota; Ciliophora; Oligohymenophorea; Hymenostomatida
Product: protein kinase domain protein
Exons: 12
Biological process (GO): protein phosphorylation; regulation of cytokinesis; dephosphorylation
Cellular component (GO): centrosome; nucleus; spindle pole
Molecular function (GO): protein kinase activity; ATP binding; phosphatase activity
Source: RefSeq, a predicted model, not a curated record